AGUCAGGUGGGAAAUUCAAAAUUCUUCAUGUGAGAACUCACAUUUUCACCAUGGCUCCUACGCUCCACAACUACCUGUUUAUUCAGCAAAUAGUCCUCCCUAAAGGGCUCUCUCAUCUGGUGAGAACACAGCAGGUUGUCACAGCAACCCUGGGAGAAGAUGCAGUCUUAAACUGUGAGCUCAUGACACUCAAAGAUGUGCGGCAAGUCACCUGGCAAAAAAGAGACAACUGGGGCGAAUGAAAAUGUGGCCACUUACAGCAAACGAGGUCCCAAUGUCAACCUACCUUUUCAGGGGAAAGUGGAGUUUGAAGACGAGGGACUGCAGAACUGUUCUAUUGUCAUCAGAGGAGUGUCAAGAGGAGAUGAGUCCUGCUACAAGUGUCUGUUUAACACCUUUCCAGAUGGACCAAUCAGUGGAAGGACCUGCCUCCAUGUAAAUGAGCUGUAUGGACCCUCACUCCUCAUCACACAAACCAACAACAGUCACACCACUCUGUCCUGUUCUGCUACUGGACAACCUACUCCUAUAGUAACCUGGGACAACACAGAAAUUCUAGAAAAUUCCACAAUGGUCAAUGUCACCCAUCUCAAUGGUACUGUCACAGUCAUCAUAACUUUCACGCUGGCAGCAUUCAGUCUACCUGACAAAGACACCAGGGUUCUCUGUGUGGUGUCACUGUUCUCUGGAGGUGUCACCAAGAACGUAUCCAUGGUUAUUCCAGCUAGAACUCAAGCUUCAUUUCCUGGUGUACCUGAGGUCACUGAUGGUGACAGGAUCAGUGUUAAGCCAACAGGGAUUGGUGCAGUAAUGGGUUCACUGUGUUUCAUUGCUGUGUGCUGUGGAGCUGCUGUGGCACUGUGGUGCAAACAGAGAAAUACAAUGUGAAGGAAGUCAGGAGAACAGGAAGAACCAUCAACACUCAACCCUCAACAUGAUGACCCUGAAAUCUAGAAGUCUAAUCUAACAGUAAGACACAUUGUAAUUAACAGUAGGGUUUAUGGUUUCUAGUAAACAGUGUUUGUACUUACUGUAGGUAAGAAAUAGAUUAGAAAACACUGAAUUGUUUUUCAGCAUCAUAUGUCCUCCCUGGAGAAUAUGUAACUGUAAAUACCCACAAAGCAGUUAUAUCAGUACACUACUACAACAGAUGAUUUGACUCUUAUCAGUAUCAUUGAUGUUAAUGUCUUUCAGGACCACAACAAUCUCCAGUCCAUUCUAAAUGUAUUAGUACAACCUUAUUUGAACAUCCUGGUAGAGUGCUAGUCAUGGAGACUGCAUACAGUGGGGCAAAAAAAGUAUUUAGUCAGCCACCAAUUGUGCAAGUUCUCCCAGUUAAAAAGAUGAGAGAGGCCUGUAAUUUAAUGAAUUUAUUUGCAAAUUAUGGUGGAAAAUAAGUAUUUGGUCACCUACAAACAAGCAAGAUUUCUGGCUCUCACAGACCUGUAACUUCUUCUUUAAGAGGCUCCUCUGUCCUCCACUCGUUACCUGUAUUAAUGGCACCUGUUUGAACUUAUCAGUCUAAAAGGCACCUGCCCACAACCUCAAACAGUCACACUCCAAACUCCACUAUGGCCAAGACCAAAGAGCUGUCAAAGGACACCAGAAACAAAAUUGUAGACCUGCACCAGGCUGGGAAGACUGAAUCUGU
Messenger RNA from Salmo salar (Atlantic salmon), 1651 nucleotides. Its product is annotated as OX-2 membrane glycoprotein. Gene Ontology annotation, cellular component: axon; neuronal cell body; cell surface. Gene Ontology annotation, molecular function: cell-cell adhesion mediator activity. Gene Ontology annotation, biological process: heterotypic cell-cell adhesion; negative regulation of neuroinflammatory response. NCBI's taxonomy places the organism in Eukaryota, Metazoa, Chordata, Actinopteri, Salmoniformes, Salmonidae. The record is from RefSeq and is a predicted model, not a curated record.